GGAGUCUGCAACCAGGCUCCCGGCGUGAUGACCGCUUACGGGGUCAAGAGCAUCAUUUCAACGGCCGUGAUGAUGACUGCCUACACAUAAUUAUAAUUCUUGUUUCAGGGGCAUAUAGAUAAUCGACCUUUAAGGGCGUACCGGCGUCGGCAGGAUAAGACAGAAUUUACAUGUUCAAUGAACGAUAUUUGCAGAGGUGAAAGUUCAAGGCCAACUGACAUCAAGUGGCCGACCCUGUUUUUCAACAAGAGGCUAUCUGCUUGAACAUGCGGGUAGUUUCCUGAAUGCUGACGCGCGGAGAGACCCUGAUUUGUGAUGGUUGUCUCCUUCAUCUCUACAUGACGCUACUGCACUAGCUAUAAUUGCGGGUCAUCGUGAUACAGCUCGUCGAUAUAGCGUCACUUUCCCACAGCCAGCCAUCUCUGCCUUGGUUCAUGUCCAUUAGUCUGUGCUUGACUAGCUUACCUAUAGAUUCACACAAUGGCAGCCCCUCGACGUGCCUUAACGGGCAUGCUCUUCCGUGCAGCGGUCAAUGGCAGAACCGCCACGACAGCUCUGCGCACCGCGUCCCGCGCUUCUUCGCAUAUCGUUUCCUCGCCCUCACCACUUCGUCCCGCCCAUGGGCCUCACGUGUCGGGCCUACGAUGGUACUCUAUCAACAAGCCUAUCGCCCCGGAAAGCAAGAUCUACAAGUAUGACGAUGUCGUCGAGGCAAUGGAGACGAAGAAGACCAAGGACGGGAGGCCCAGCUACCUGAUCGGUACGUCAACACACCACGAGGUGCAAAAUGCACAGCUUGUUCGGCACGGAAUCCUGACAGAGGGAUGUGCUGCAGAUGUACGCGAACCUGCGGAGCUACAGUCGACCGGCCGUAUUCCCGGCGCUAUCAACAUUCCCAUCACAACCGCGGUCCAGUCCUUCCACAUUUCGAACGAGGACUUUGAGGACAUGUACGGUUUCGAGCGACCGCCCAAGGAUGCGCAUCUGGUGUUCUACUGCAAAGCUGGAGUCAGGGCCAAGUCGGCGGCUGGGCUGGCGGUACACGCUGGGUGGGAGAGCGUAGGAGAGUACCCUGGGAGCUGGCUGGACUGGGAGAAGAACAAUGGCAAGGUCGAGCCUGUCAGGGGGAACAACUAACGCGCGACGCUGCCAAUGGUAAGAGAUGGUAUAAUCAUGAAACGCCCUAUACGAUGGCUUGCGUGGUAUUGUACAACACAAAAUACGUCAUCCGGCCCA
Messenger RNA from Emericellopsis atlantica, 1236 nucleotides. RefSeq names its product Rhodanese domain protein. Bases 481 to 1137 code for a protein of 218 amino acids. Gene Ontology annotation, molecular function: thiosulfate-cyanide sulfurtransferase activity. NCBI's taxonomy places the organism in Eukaryota, Fungi, Ascomycota, Sordariomycetes, Hypocreales, Bionectriaceae. The record is from RefSeq and is a predicted model, not a curated record. The transcript has a single exon. Gene Ontology annotation, cellular component: mitochondrion.